Lecanosticta acicola is the source of this 1431-nucleotide messenger RNA. NCBI's taxonomy places the organism in Eukaryota, Fungi, Ascomycota, Dothideomycetes, Mycosphaerellales, Mycosphaerellaceae. The record is from the annotation of a GenBank genome assembly.
AUGGACUACCACCACGGCACGGCCACCACCACGGCCACCAACACUCCAAGGCCUGGUACCCCCGACAGCGAUCCCAUCGAGCCUACGCCACGCCCCAAUCCGUUUGCCUCUCCCUAUGGCUCCAUGCCAGCCUCGACGCGAGGCUCAUCCACCGGUGUCCAGUCGAUGCCUCCACCGAGAUACUUUCAUUCGCGCAGAAUCAACAAGGAGGAGGUCGAGAAGCCGUGGCUCGACAAGAAAGACCCGCGGGAGAAAUGGCUCACCAUCAUUCCCAUCGUCGGCAUGGUCCUCGGCAUUGGUCUCGCCUGUUUCUUGAUUUACGAGGGCAUGCAGACCGUGACGAACCACGUAUAUUGCCCGGUUCUGGACGAGAACUUCGCCGGUGGUAUCAAUCCCAAGGUGUGGACCAAGGAAGUUGAAGUGGGCGGCUUCGGGUAAGUUGACCUCAAAUUGUGUAGCUGAGCCACCAGCCACAGAACGCUAACGACGUCUUCUUGCAGCAACGGACAGUUCGAGCAGACGACCAACACCGACGAGAACGCAUUCAUCCAAGAUGGAAUGCUUUACAUCAAGCCGACUCUGCAGGACGAGAAGCUGGUCGAAUCGAACAAUGUCAUCAAUCUGCUCACGGACGGCUCCUGCUCUUCCAAGCUCUGGUCGGACUGCGUCGCUGUCACCAACACCACCAACGGCACGAUCGUCAAUCCUGUCAAGUCCGCACGCUUGAGUACCAUCAAGGGACCCGCGAUCAAGUAUGGGCGUGUCGAGGUCGUCGCUCAGCUUCCAGCCGGUGACUGGCUGUGGCCCGCCAUCUGGUUGCUUCCAGUGAACGACACCUACGGGCCAUGGCCAGAAUCAGGCGAGAUCGACAUCAUGGAAGCCCGCGGUAACAAUUACACCUACAAGAUGGGCGGAAACAACGUCGUCUCAUCCGCCUUGCACUGGGGUCCUGACUCUGACAACGACGCGUGGUGGAAGAACAACGUCAAGCGCACUGCCCUCCACACCACGUACAAUGCUGGUUUCCACACGUUCGGUAUGGAAUGGAGCGAGAAGUACAUCUUCACAUACAUCGACACUCGUCUUCUCCAAGUCCUCUACACCAACUUCGAUAAGCCGUUCUGGCAAAAGGGCAACUUCCCUGUCGCUGACACCAACGGCACUCGUCUCGUUGACCCUUGGAGCCAGACUGGUCGCGACAGCACUCCGUUUGACCAGAACUUCUACCUCAUCCUCAACGUCGCUGUCGGUGGCACUAACGGCUGGUUCGAGGACGGCGUUGCCAGCAAGCCCUGGGUCGACGCCUCGUCGACGGCGAAGAGGGACUUCUGGAACGCUCGCAAUCAGUGGUACCCAACUUGGGAGAAGAGCGGCGAGAUGGUCAUCAAGAGUGUCAAGAUGUGGCAGCAACAGGGCUACAACGGAUGCUAG